Molecule: messenger RNA, 3483 nt
Organism: Entrophospora sp. SA101
Lineage: Eukaryota; Fungi; Glomeromycota; Glomeromycetes; Entrophosporales; Entrophosporaceae
Source: the annotation of a GenBank genome assembly
AUGGACCCUGAACUCUAUGGCCUUAGAAGAUCAAGCCGCACAGCGACCAAAAAACAUAAUGUAAAUUAUAAGAUGUCGUCUUCUUCAUCUGAUGAAGAAGAUUAUGAUAAUAUUACUCGUAAAAGGAAAAAAGCAACAUCCUCUGUUAAAAAAUCCAAAACUAAAAAAUCAAGAGUAAAUGAAUUGCAAGAUGGUUGGGGCGGUUCUAAUUCAAAUGACAGUUCAUCGUCACAUACCAGCAAAGAUGCUUCUUCACAGUUUGAAUCUUCAGAUGAUCAAGAAUGGCAUUCUUCUUCAAGAGCCACAUCAUCUAAAAGAAGUAAAACUUUUAUCAAUGCAAAUGAUUAUAUUAUUGAAAAUAGAUAUUCCCGAAGAAAUAGAACUGUAAAAAAUUACAACGAGGAUGAGUUAGAUAAACAACUUGAACUUGAAGCCGACUAUGAAGAUGAUGAUCCUCAAUCUUAUGAAAAUCUACAACCAGAAGAAGAAGAGAAUGUUAUUGAGAGCAUACAUGACAUCAGAAGAAUAGAAGGAGGGAAUAAUUCUGAUGAUCCAGAUGAUCCUAAAACAAACAUGGAAUUUUUAAUAAAAUGGAAAGGAUGGAGCCAUAUGCAUAAUACUUGGGAAACUUUCGAAAACUGUCGUGGUUUGAGGGGCUUUAAAAAAUUGGAAAAUUAUAUCAAAAAUUAUUUGUCUGAACAAUAUUCAUUGCAUGAGAGUCCCGAAGACAAAGAAACCCUUAAUGUAAGGAUGGAAAUGUCUAGAGACAUGUUAAAGGAUUACAAGACGGUCGAAAGAAUCAUAUCAAAAAAAGCAACAUCACCUACCGAAGAUAACCCUCAUUCUGGUAUUGAAUACUUGUGCAAAUUCAAACGUUUGUCUUAUCAAGAUUGUACCUGGGAAUCAACCGACCUUAUUCAAAGUGAAUUUAAAUCUGAAAUUGAUGCCUUCAAUCAUCGAAACAAUAACCAAAAUAUCCCACAUAAAAGCAAACAGUAUGGUCCUUAUUUGAUAGUAGUUCCUUUAUCAACAAUUGGCUCCUGGCAAAAUGAAUUUCAAACUUGGGCACCAAAUCUUAAUGUUAUUUAUUAUACUGGUCCUUCUCAAAGUCGUGAAGUAAUAAGAGAACAUGAAUUUUAUGUUUCGUCAUCAUCAAGAAGAUUAAAAUUCAAUGCCUUGGUAACGACCUAUGAAUUCAUUCUUAAAGAUCGUCAAGAAUUAGGAAAUAUUAAGUGGCAAUAUUUGGCAGUUGAUGAAGCACAUCGAUUGAAAAACAGCGAAUCACAACUCCAUGAGGUUUUAUCUACUUUUAAUACUGCCAAUCGACUUUUAAUAACAGGCACACCAUUGCAAAAUUCUGUUAAAGAACUAUGUGCACUGGUUAAUUUUCUCAUGCCUAAUUUUUUGAUCACCUCCGAUAUUGACAUUGAUGCACCCGACGAGGAACAAGAAGCAAAAAUUCGUGAACUUCAUAAAAGUCUUGAGCCCCAUAUGCUUAGGCGUCUAAAGAAAGAUGUAGAAAAAUCCCUUCCACAAAAGACCGAGAGAAUACUUAGAGUUGGGCUUUCACCAUUACAAAUGCAUUAUUAUAAAAAUAUUCUUACCAAAAAUUUUGAUGUACUUAAUGAAGGUGUUACUGGUUCCUCACAAAUGAGUUUAUUGAACAUUGCCGUUGAAUUGAAAAAAGCCAGCAAUCAUCCAUUCUUAUUUCCUAAUGCUGAACCUCCAACCAUCACUAGAGAAGAUCAACUAAGAGGUUUAAUCAUGAAUAGUGGGAAAAUGGUAUUAUUAGACAAGUUGCUCACCAGAUUAAAGGAAUCCAGCCAUCGUGUUCUUAUAUUUUCUCAAAUGGUUCGUAUGUUAGACAUUUUGACUGAUUAUUUGAGGUUACGAGGAUAUCAACAUCAGCGUUUAGAUGGCAGUGUUCCUUCGGAAGCUCGUAAAAAAGCAAUUGAAAAUUUUAAUGCACCGAAUUCAGUGGAUUUUGUUUUUCUUUUAUCAACCAGAGCUGGAGGAUUAGGUAUUAACCUCAAUACAGCCGACACAAUGGUUUUGGAGUAUUGUAUUAUAAAACAAAUGGAUACGUCUGGUAAAAGCAUUUUGCAGAAAAAUGCCAAAACCACCAAGACAUCUGACAAUUUUAGUCGUGAAGAAUUAUCUGCAAUUUUAAAAUUUGGUGCACAAAAUAUGUUCAAAGAGGGAGACAAUUCUAAAAAGCUUGAUGAUAUAGAUCUUGAUGAUAUACUUGCACGCGCUGAAACUCACGACACUAUUGGUGACCAAGGUAGUAGCAGUUUUGGUGGCGAAGAGUUCCUUAAGCAGUUUCAAGUUGCGGAUUUUGGUGGUGAUAAUUUGAGCUGGGAUGAGAUAAUUCCAAAAGAAGAGAGAGACAAACUUUCCUUAACUCAAGAGUCGAAUCUGAAUCUGAUUAUAAAAAUUCAAAGAAAAGAUCAAGUUCUAGCCACAAAAAGAAAGGAAACUAACAAUAAAAAAGGUGUGAAUGGUGCAAAAAAAAGACAUUUAUCCGAUGCCGAUGAAUCUGACAGUGACCAACCUUCUAUUAGGCGUGGCACAUCCAGCUCAAGAAAGGAAUUAAGUCAAAAAGAAAUCAGAGCACUUAUUAGAGCAAUAAUGAAAUUUGGUGAUAUACAUCAACGUUAUGAUGACAUAGUCACAGAUGCUGAAUUGACAGGGAAGGAUAGUGAGAUUUUGAUAAAGACGUAUGACGAACUUUAUGCUAAUUGUGAAUCUGCAAUAAAUUCUCACGAAGAAUUAAACGACUCACAUUCAAGUUCUCGUGGCAAAGCGAUUAUGACUACUUAUCGAGGAAUAGAGAAAAUUAACGCUGGUUCAUUUAUACAAAGAAUUAUAGACCUUCGAGCAGUUAACACUCUUAAAGAAUGGGGUCAAGAGGAAGAUUCCUUACUUAUCUCAGGAAUAUAUAAACAUGGAUUUGGAAACUGGCGUGCUGUUCGUGAAGAUUCAGAUUUAGGCCUUAGAGAAAAGCUAUCCGUUGAUGAGGAUGAUGCUUCUCUACGAACCUCCAAUAUAGCAAAGGUAGUUCGCAGAGCGGAAUAUUUACUGAAGGUGAUUAGAGAAUGGACUCGUAAAUUUAAGACUCAAAAUGACAUUAAAGGUAAAAAGGUAGUAACCAAGUCUUCGACUGAGGAUGAACCCAAUGAAGAGUCAAUAAACCGUAUAUGCAAAGAACUGUUGCGUCCAGUUAAAGAUAGUCUCCAAUGGCUAAAAAAAGAAUCAAUAAAAUAUGAGGGAAAAGAAAAGGCCAGAUUGAUUAAAGAGCACAUGAAAAAAAUCGGAUCUAGAAUUGAAGGAAUCCUUUUUGAAAGGUCUGUCGGGGAACGAGAAGAGUGCAAACAUAAUCUAUGGAGAUUUGUUACUUAUUUUUGGCCACGUGAAGUUGAUGCAGAUAAAUUGAUUGUUUUAUAUCACAAACUUAUUGCUGCUGAAUCAGAAAAGAAUUAG